AUGAGUCACUGCAGUAGCCGCGCCCUGACCCUGCUGAGCAGCGUGUUUGGUGCGUGUGGUCUGCUGCUUGUGGGCAUCGCGGUCAGCACGGACUACUGGCUGUACAUGGAAGAGGGAACGGUGUUGCCGCAGAACCAGACCACGGAGGUCAAGAUGGCGCUGCACGCCGGCCUAUGGCGAGUCUGCUUCUUCGCAGGCCGGGAAAAGGGUCGCUGCGUGGCCUCAGAAUAUUUCCUUGAACCGGAGAUCAACUUGGUGACGGAAAACACGGAGAAUAUUCUGAAGACAGUGCGCACAGCCACCCCCUUCCCCAUGGUCAGUCUCUUCCUCGUGUUCACCGCCUUCGUCAUCAGCAACAUCGGCCACAUCCGCCCGCAGAGGACCAUCCUGGCCUUCGUUUCUGGCAUCUUCUUCAUCCUAUCGGGCCUCUCCUUGGUGGUGGGCUUGGUUCUUUACAUUUCCAGCAUCAACGAUGAGGUCAUGAACAGGCCCAGCAGCUCUGAGCAGUAUUUCCACUAUCGCUACGGGUGGUCUUUUGCCUUCGCAGCUUCCUCCUUCCUACUCAAAGAGGGAGCUGGCGUGAUGUCCGUGUACUUGUUCACCAAGCGCUACGCGGAGGAGGAGAUGUACCGUCCGCACCCGGCCUUCUACCGCCCGCGUCUCAGCGACUGCUCCGACUACUCGGGCCAGUUUCUGCAGCCCGAGGCUUGGCGCCGCGGCCGCAGCCCCUCCGACAUCUCUAGUGACGUAUCCAUCCAGAUGACGCAGAACUACCCUCCCGCCAUCAAGUACCCCGACCACCUGCACAUCUCCACCUCGCCCUGCUGA
Hippopotamus amphibius kiboko is the source of this 828-nucleotide messenger RNA. RefSeq names its product calcium voltage-gated channel auxiliary subunit gamma 7 (gene CACNG7). Gene Ontology annotation, biological process: postsynaptic neurotransmitter receptor diffusion trapping; regulation of AMPA receptor activity; transmission of nerve impulse. The transcript is spliced from 5 exons. The coding region runs from base 1 to 828 and encodes 275 amino acids. Gene Ontology annotation, cellular component: AMPA glutamate receptor complex; postsynaptic density membrane. The record is from RefSeq and is a predicted model, not a curated record. Gene Ontology annotation, molecular function: voltage-gated calcium channel activity; channel regulator activity. Lineage: Eukaryota; Metazoa; Chordata; Mammalia; Artiodactyla; Hippopotamidae.